AUGGGUUUUGUGAGCUUUGCGAUUGACCUUGCGGCGGUGCUCAAUGCCUCUCGGUCUGUCGCAUCAAAGCAUGUCGCUCUUCGCGGCAGGCAGCUCGACGUCUAUAGCAGGACGUCGAGCGUUGCGUCUGUGUUGAGGAGUAAGGCUGCUGGUACUGUGCAAACGGAAGCUCCGGAGCAAAAGGAGCCGGCAGGUGGAAGCGAAGCUGUGGGAAAGGAGGCUGUGGACGUUGAGGAUGUUGCCGAGAAGAGCUCCGAGUCUGCGCCUGUUUCUGAGGGGCCAAAGCCGGGAGAUUUUAAGCUGCACGAGCAACCAAUCUACAAAACUUCACUAUCCGGAAGUGAUUCCGUACGGCAACCAGUAGAGAAUGCGUCUGCGAAUACCUCUCCGGCUCAGAACCAGGACCAGAUCAAGGAGGAGUUGGACGUACCUCAGGGGAUUGACGUCAACAUCUUUCACACUGCGCGAGGCUCUCAGAUUCUCGACUCAUUACGCAAGCAACGUGGAAAGCCAGAUAGCGGUAAAGAGGCUGCUGGUAGUGCUGCAAAGGAGCAUCCUCUACGAUACUGGCCGCGACCACCUCCUGUUAUGGAAGAUGUCACUCCUUCAAUUGCUGCUGAGGUUGAGACCAGUAUUGUUGAUGCUGCAGAUGAAAAAGCUCAGCAGAGUGUACAACAACCAGAGUCUGUUGUACCAGAGGCUAUUACAGAAGCUGCGCCAGAGGCUGCUACAGAAGAUAUCACAAAGGCUUCACCAGAGACUUCACCAGAGACUUCAUCAAGCCAUCAUACAAUUACAGAAGAGCCUCAGUCUAGCACGAAAAAGGUAGAUGAGGAAAUAGUCGAAGCUGUGAAAGCAGCGGCCAUCCCCGAAGCACCGCCCGUGAAUAUACCUACUUAUCAACUUCGAGAGUCCAAAGUACCCGCUACCAGAUUCAGUCGUAUCCUUAACUAUGGCGGUCUGGCUGCUGGAUUGUUGGGCGGAGCUGUGACGGAGAGCGUGAGCAGAGCAUUUGGUGGUGGUGGUGGUGGAGGAGGGUCUGUAUUACUCAGUGGGGGUAACAUGGAGAGAUUGGUUACAAAGCUCUCUCAAAUGAGAGGUGCUGCUCUGAAGCUGGGACAAAUGAUGAGCUUUCAGGACUCAAAAACAAUGCCGGCGCCUCUUCAAGAGGUGCUCCAGCGGGUUCAAGAUCGAGCUGACUACAUGCCGGCGUGGCAGCGGGACCGUGUUUUGGUCAGCAACCUUGGCUCCGACUGGCGAGACUUGUUCAGUGAAUUUGAAGAGAAGCCCAUUGCGGCCGCCUCGAUUGGUCAGGUGCACAGAGCCGUGCUCAAGUCAAACGGCAAGCGAGUGGCCGUCAAGAUUCAAUUCCCUGGCGUGGCCGAUUCCAUCAACUCUGAUCUGGACAAUCUCGGUAUCUUGCUUACGGCCACAAAGCUGCUCCCCAAGGGCCUCUACCUGAACAAGACGAUUGACAACGCGAGACUGGAACUCGGUUGGGAAUGUGACUACACUCGCGAGGCAGAGUGUGCGAAGCGGUACAAGGAACUGCUCCAGGGCGAAGAAGACGUUUUCGAAGCACCAAAUGUCCAUCUGGAGGCAUCUGGCAAGCAGGUUCUGACCAUGGACUUUCUCGACGGCAUUGGCGUCACUCGGGUCAAAUCGUUUACGCAGGAGCAGCGCGAUUGGAUUGGAACGCAGAUCCUGCGACUGUGCCUGAGGGAGAUUACAGAGUUCAAAUUUAUGCAGACAGAUCCCAACUGGACCAACUUCCUCUACAACGCCGGCACCAACAAGCUAGAGCUUCUCGACUUUGGCGCCUCGCGAGAGUUUCCCGAGGAGUUUAUUUCGCAGUAUGUGCAGCUCCUCGAGUGCGCAUCACGGUCCGAUCGAGCAGGCGUCAAGAAGUUCUCCGAAGGCCUGGGAUACCUGACAGGCCACGAGAGCAGGACUAUGUUAGACGCACAUAUCCAAUCAGUCCUCACUCUAGCAGAGCCAUUCCUCGAAUCGGCCCCUGAGGUCUACGACUUCAAGGACCAGACCAUUACCGAGCGAGUCAGGGCGCUCAUCCCAGUCAUGCUAAACGAACGACUGGCGCCGCCGCCCGAGGAAACGUACAGCUUGCACCGGAAGCUGAGCGGCGCAUUUCUGCUGUGCGCGAGGCUGGAGAGCAAAGUUCGGUGCCGCGAGCUGUUUGCCAACAGCGUGGCCAAGUCGGGCUAUGUUGAGCGCUCGUGA
Messenger RNA from Trichoderma breve, 2238 nucleotides. Its product is annotated as ABC1 family domain-containing protein. Gene Ontology annotation, biological process: ubiquinone biosynthetic process. The transcript has 2 exons. Gene Ontology annotation, cellular component: extrinsic component of mitochondrial inner membrane. The record is from RefSeq and is a predicted model, not a curated record. Bases 1 to 2238 code for a protein of 745 amino acids. Lineage: Eukaryota; Fungi; Ascomycota; Sordariomycetes; Hypocreales; Hypocreaceae. Gene Ontology annotation, molecular function: kinase activity.